This is a messenger RNA of Peromyscus leucopus (white-footed mouse), 2396 nucleotides long. It is a transcript of the gene B3gnt2, whose product is annotated as UDP-GlcNAc:betaGal beta-1,3-N-acetylglucosaminyltransferase 2. Lineage: Eukaryota; Metazoa; Chordata; Mammalia; Rodentia; Cricetidae. Gene Ontology annotation, cellular component: membrane. Gene Ontology annotation, molecular function: hexosyltransferase activity. The record is from RefSeq and is a predicted model, not a curated record.
CGGGAGCCGCGGCGGGGAGUGAGGCGCAGCGGUAGCGGCAGCGGCGGCAACAAGUGCUGGAGCUGAGGCGAGCCGGAGCCGCCCCGACCCCGCCGGGCUGCCCGUCCGCGCCCUGCGCAUGGAGCCGGAGCGGCGGCGGUCGCGGGGCUGAGCCGCAGGCGCGGCUGGGACGUGGAUGCGGCCGCGGUCUCCCGCCCCGCCCCGCCGAGCUGGAGCUGCCCCUGGACAAGAUAUGAGAAAUGAGUGUUGGACGUCGAAGAAUAAAGUUGUUGGGUAUCCUGAUGAUGGCAAAUGUCUUCAUUUAUUUGAUUGUGGAAGUCUCCAAAAACAGUAGCCAAGAAAAAAAUGGAAAGGGGGGAGUAAUAAUACCCAAAGAAAAGUUCUGGAAGAUAUCCAGCCCUCCCCGGGCGUACUGGAACCGAGAACAAGAGCAACUGAACAAGUGGUACAAUCCCAUUCUGAACAGGCUGGCUAACCAGACAGGGGACUUGUACAUGUCUCCUAACACAAGUCAUCUGGGCUACUGUGAACCUGACCCAAGGGUCAUGACAGCUGUGACAGAUUUUAAUAAUCUGCCGGACAGAUUUAAAGACUUCCUCUUGUAUUUGAGAUGCCGAAAUUACUCACUGCUUAUAGAUCAACCGAAGAAAUGUGCAAAGAAACCUUUCUUACUGCUGGCAAUUAAGUCCCUCAUUCCACAUUUCGCCAGAAGGCAAGCAAUUCGGGAGUCUUGGGGCAGAGAAACCAACGUGGGGAACCAGACCGUAGUGAGAGUCUUCUUGUUGGGCAAGACACCCCCAGAGGACAACCACCCUGACCUUUCAGACAUGCUGAAGUUUGAGAGUGAGAAGCACCAGGACAUUCUCAUGUGGAACUACAGAGACACAUUCUUCAACCUGUCCCUGAAGGAAGUGCUGUUUCUCAGGUGGGUGAGCACUUCUUGUCCAGACGCAGAGUUUGUUUUCAAAGGCGAUGAUGAUGUGUUUGUGAACACUCAUCACAUCCUGAAUUACUUGAAUAGCUUAUCCAAGAACAAAGCCAAAGAUUUGUUUAUAGGUGACGUGAUCCACAAUGCUGGACCUCAUCGGGAUAAGAAACUGAAGUACUACAUCCCAGAAGUCUUCUACACUGGGGUCUACCCACCGUAUGCAGGGGGAGGUGGAUUCCUGUACUCUGGCCCCCUGGCCCUGAGACUGUACAAUAUAACUGACCGGGUCCACCUCUACCCCAUAGAUGAUGUUUAUACUGGAAUGUGCCUUCAGAAAUUGGGCCUUGUUCCAGAGAAGCACAAAGGCUUCAGGACAUUUGAUAUUGAAGAGAAAAAUAAGAAAAAUAUUUGUGCAUAUAUAGAUCUAAUGUUAGUACAUAGCAGAAAACCUCAAGAGAUGAUUGAUAUUUGGUCUCAGUUGCAAAGUCCUAAUUUAAAAUGCUAAUGUACAUCUGUGCUACCUACAUUUCACACAGAGGCCUAUCCUGUCUAGUUCCCACAUUGUGCUUUCACAGUAGGGCGACUUCUGUGUGAAGCCAUCAGCCUUGAUGAGUAGCAUCCGGGCCUUCAAGCCCUUCAGUUCCACACCUUUGUGGCCAGAGAAAAGCUGAAGACAAUUCAUCAUGGCAGGAUGGUUAGUUCUGACCCUUCUUCUGGCUGCCGGUCCUCAGUUUCUAAUUUUUCCUUCUCCAAAAUCAAGUUUAGAAUUUGACCAUGAAGAUCUUUUUUUUGUCCUUAUAAUGGUAUACUCCUGUUUCCAUUAUAACCGAUUGGCUAAUUUUGAUUUUGUAGGGCAUGAUCUGGUGUUUUUGUGAAAUGGAAUUAUGUUUAUUUUCAUAAGGUUUUGAUGGAUUUUUAAAAUUGUCUAGAAAGUAGACUGAUGUUAAAAUUCCUGUCACCCCAACAGUAUUCUCCUUGUUAUUAGAACCUGUCACUUUCUUGACAAAGGAAAGUCACUGUGCAGCAUGCGCAGUUCACCUCCUCUGGCCUUAGGCCAUGAGAAGGGCAGAGGAUUUUCUUUUACUUGUGUUUGGUUUGCUGGGUGGCAUCAUGAUAGCUAGCCCAGUUUUAGUAUUUUGGAAAUCCUGAGUGUGAUUCCCUAAUGGCCAACUGAAGACUGAGUAGCCCGACAGCCAUAUGGGUUUGUGAAUGUUCACUGUGAGUCAGGGAAGCAUUUGUGACUUUUGAACUUGAAAUGAAAAGAUAGAAUUUGAAGGCAUUUGCUUAAGUGGCUUGUCAGUUUAAAACUCCAGGAUUCUUCUUGCCAUGUUCCACACAUUGCUUAGAUGAAGCUCUCCGGGUAGUGAUGCUUCCCUCUCUCAGUGUAGAAGUGCCUGUGUUUUUAUUUAUUGUUCAGAUCAAAGACCAAAACAUUUUCUUAAAAAAUAUUUUGUGUAAUAUUUUAUUU